Rhizophagus irregularis DAOM 181602=DAOM 197198 is the source of this 1040-nucleotide messenger RNA. RefSeq lists its product as uncharacterized. Gene Ontology annotation, cellular component: proteasome core complex. Lineage: Eukaryota; Fungi; Glomeromycota; Glomeromycetes; Glomerales; Glomeraceae. The record is from RefSeq and is a predicted model, not a curated record.
ACGGAUCAUGACCACAUGAUAUUAUUGAUUCUGAUUCCUAAUUCGUUAAUAUCAUCGAUUACAUCAUCGGAUCAGACAACUAACGUAAUAACGUAAUCUGAUAACGACAAUUUUUCACAUUUGUUAUCCAUUAACCAUGAACCAAUUUUCGUUAAAUUUCGAUCGAGAAAACUAUCACGAAAAGCCAAAAAAUGAUAUUUUUGCCGAUGCCAUUACGAGAACUCAACAACCGAUUGUGACUGGUACUUCGGUACUUGCAUUUAAGUAUAAGGACGGUAUAAUGUUAGCUGCGGAUACAUUGGCAUCAUAUGGCUCACUUGCUCGGUUUACGAAUAUUCAACGUCUUUAUCCCGUAGGUGAUUUUACGAUAAUCGCUGCUUCAGGAGAUAUUUCCGAUUUUCAAUAUGUCCAACACCUUUUAGAUACUGUGAUGGUAGAAGAAUAUUAUACAAAUGAUGGCCAUGUCCUUAGAACGCAAAAUAUUUAUGAGUAUUUAAGUCGUGUGAUGUAUGGUAGACGAUCUCGGUUUAAUCCUUUAUGGAAUUCUUAUGUUGUUGGAGGUUAUAACGAUGGAGAAAAGUUUCUUGGAUAUGUUGAUCUCCUUGGAACGACUUAUCAAUCUUCAACAAUCGCUACUGGUUUUGGAGGUUAUUUAGCUCAACCAAUUUUGCGUAAAGCUGUUGAAGGUAGAGAGGACACACUUACAGAAACUGAAGCCAUUGAAAUUAUGAACUCUUGUAUGAAAGUUUUAUAUUACAGAGAUGCAAGAAGUUUUAAUAAGUUUCAACGUGCCAAAAUUACCGCUGAGGGUGUAGAGAUAAGUGGACCUUAUAAAGCCGAGACACAAUGGGAUUUUGCUGAAGGGCUCAGAGGAUAUGGUCCUUAAACGUGUUAAACAUUUGGCAAACGUUAUAAUUGCCGAUUUAUUUGAUUUAAUUAGUUAUAUUAAAACAUUCUUACUUUUAAGAAAUAUGUAUUGUGAUCAGCUAGAUUAAUUAAUCAAUAAAGUUAAAUAUGAUUUUAUUAUUUUAUUUUUAAAA